ACCUUCAUCUUCACGGAUGGGGAGGAUGAGGAGCUGAAGAAGCAAGCACGAAAUGUCAUCAACACCAACUGCUCGGCUGCCCACAGCCGCCAGGCCCUGUCCUGCAAGAUGGCUGUGGAGUACGACAAGUUCAUUGAGUCAGGCAGAAAGUGGUUCUGCCACGUGGACGAUGACAACUACGUGAACGUGCGGAUGCUGGUGAAGCUGCUCUCCAGUUAUCCACACACACAGGACAUCUACAUCGGGAAGCCCAGCCUGGACCGGCCCAUCCAGGCUACGGAGAGGAUCAGUGAGAACAAGAUGCACCCUGUGCAUUUCUGGUUUGCCACGGGAGGAGCGGGGUUUUGUAUCAGCCGGGGGCUGGCACUGAAGAUGAGCCCAUGGGCCAGCGGGGGCCACUUUAUGAGCACGGCGGAGAAGAUCCGCCUGCCGGAUGACUGCACCAUCGGCUACAUCAUUGAGUCCGUGCUGGGGGUGAAGCUCAUCCGAAGCAAUCUCUUCCACUCCCACCUCGAGAACCUCCACCAGGUGCCCAAGACAGAGAUCCACAAACAGGUGACACUAAGCUACGGCAUGUUCGAGAACAAGCGCAACUCCAUCCAUAUGAAGGGAGCCUUCUCCGUCGAGGAGGACCCAUCCAGGUUCCGCUCCGUGCACUGCCUGCUGUACCCCGACACGCCGUGGUGCCCCGCCAACAUGGUUUACUAG
Molecule: messenger RNA, 708 nt
Organism: Nestor notabilis (Kea)
Lineage: Eukaryota; Metazoa; Chordata; Aves; Psittaciformes; Psittacidae
Gene: LFNG
Product: LFNG O-fucosylpeptide 3-beta-N-acetylglucosaminyltransferase
Exons: 7
Biological process (GO): regulation of Notch signaling pathway
Cellular component (GO): membrane
Molecular function (GO): O-fucosylpeptide 3-beta-N-acetylglucosaminyltransferase activity
Source: RefSeq, a predicted model, not a curated record